AGCUCAGGUGACUCACACUGGGAGAGCAGAGGAGAGGACAGGAGGCCCUGGUUUCCUGCGGCAGUUGGGGCUCAGACCAGAGCCUUCCCUGGGGCUCUGCGCCCUGCUGGCUGGCUUCCGGGACCCCGGGGCCUUCGCUGAAAUCCCCAGGAGCUGUCUUUCCUGUGGAGGUGCAGAGACCUGGAGCAGCCACAUCGCCUGCCCUCCUGCUUUGUGACUAAACUUUGAAGUACGAAGCUGCUGGUUUUUCUGAAAGCAGAAGACUCUCGGUGGCAGUAGUUGAGGGGAGCGUUUUCAGAUACCACCCCAUCCUGUCCUGUCCCAUCCCAUCCUGCCCUGUCCUGUGCGGGGGACAUGGGUGGGCAGAGGAGACCUGGAGAGCAGAAUUGUUCCUGACCUGCCUGCCGUUCAGUGGCCAAGUAGAUCGUGGUGCUGGGGCUCUUCAUUUAUAACAGAAAAUAAUGCCUGGCCUGUUCACCUGAGAGCCGGGACGUUCCAGCCGGCACCGCGGGACAGCACGGAAGAUGUUCCUGACCGUGUACCUCAGCAAUAACGAGCAGCACUUCACGGAGGUGCCCGUCACCCCUGAGACCACGUGCCGAGACCUGGUGGAGCUGUGCAAGGAGCCCGGCGAGAGCGAGUGCCACCUGGCCGAAGUGUGGCGCGGCUCCGAACGUCCAGUUGCUGAAAAUGAGCGAAUGUUUGAAGUUCUCCAGCGAUUUGGAAGUCAGCGGAAUGAAGUUCGUUUCUUCCUCCGUCACGAGCGCCCUCCCAGCAGAGAUGUAGCGAGUGGCCCACGGCCUCAGGAGCCGAAUCUGAGAAGAAAUGGUGUGAAAGUGCCCGGAGAACACCGGAGAAAGGAGAAUGGAGUGAACAGUCCCCGCAUGGACCUGACGCUCGCUGAGCUCCAGGAGAUGGCGUCUCGCCAGCAGCAGCAGAUCGAGGCCCAGCAGCAAAUGCUGGCCACCAAGGAGCAACGUUUAAAGUUUUUGAAACAACAAGAUCAGCGUCAGCAGCACCAGGCCGCCGAGCAGGAGAAGCUGAAGAGGCUGAGAGAACUGGCCGAGAGCCAGGAAGCCAAGCUGAAAAAGGUGCGGGCGCUCAAGGGCCACGUGGAGCAGAAGCGGCUGAGCAACGGGAAGCUGGUGGAGGAAAUUGAACAGAUGAAUAGUUUGUUCCAGCAGAAGCAGAGGGAGCUGGUCCUGGCCGUGUCUAAAGUAGAGGAGCUCACGAGGCAGCUGGAAAUGCUGAGGAAUGGCAGGAUCGACGGCCACCAUGACAGCCAGUCUGCGGUGGCCGAGCUGGACCGGCUGUACAAGGAGCUGCAGCUGAGGAACAAGCUGAACCAGGAGCAGAACGCCAAGCUGCAGCAGCAGAGGGAAUGCCUGAACAAGCGCAACUCCGAAGUGGCCGUCAUGGAGCGGCGUGUCAGCGAGCUGCGCGACCGGCUGUGGAAGAAGAAGGCGGCCCUGCAGCAGAAGGAGAACCUGCCGCUUCUGCCUGAUGGGAAUCUCUCCCAGCCGCCGGUGUCCGCUCCGAGCCGCGUGGCUGCCGUAGGCCCAUACAUCCAGUCGUCCACCAUGCCGCGGAUGCCCCCGAGGCCGGAGCUGCUGGUGAAACCGGCGCUGCUCGAGAGUCCCCUGACCGUGCAGGCCUUGGAGGGGCCGGUGAAGAUGCAGACACUGCCCAACAUGAGGACUGCGGCCACACUGCCCAAAGGCCCGAAAGCCCCUCCUGCCGUCCCUGUCCCCGACUGGGCCCCUUCGAGUGCAGACCUGUCCAUGCCGCAGAGUGCGAGGCCUGCCGCGGACCAAGUUGACGAUGGGGAGGUUCCACUGAGGGACAAGGAGAAGAAAGUGCGGCCGUUCUCCAUGUUUGACACGGUGGACCAGGGCGCCGUCCCACCCGGCUUCGGCAUGCUGCGGAAAAACCAGAGCAGCGAGGACAUCCUGCGGGACGCCCAGGCUGCAAAUAAGAACAUGACUAAAGUGCCACCUCCAGUUCCUACAAAACCGAAGCAGAUUAACCUGCCUUAUUUUGGACAAGCCAGCCCAUCACCUUCUGACACCAAGCCGGAAGGAAACCUGCAGCCAUUGCCGUCCGCUGUGACAGCUGUGAGCCAUAAGCCCAAGCCAGCAGGGCCUCAGCCGAGGGUGGUGCUGUCCCCCAGCAUGCCUGCCGGCGGCCACGACCACGGCCUGUCCACGGGCCCUAAGCAGGAGAGCCCCCCUGCUGCCGCCGUGCGGCCCUUCACGCCCCAGCCUCCCAAAGACGCCUCCCUCCCAGCCCUCAGGAAGCCCCAGACCGUGGCAGCAAGCUCCAUCUACUCCAUGUACACGCAGCACCCGGCGCCGGGGAAGAACUUCCAGCAGGCUGUGCAGAGUGCGCUGACCAAGACACAGCCGCGAGGCCCGCACUUCGCCAGUGUGUACGGCAAGCCCGUGCUUGCCGCGGCCCAGAACCUACAGCAGCAGCAGCCCGAGAACGUGUACGGUGGCGGCGGCCAGGGCCCGCCGGGCAGCCCAGAGCCCGAGGUGGAGUCCGCGUCCUCGGCCCAGGAGAGCCACGAGCACGAGCGCAUUCCACGCCCACUCAGCCCCACCAAGCUGCUGCCCUUCCUGUCUCACCCCUACCGGAACCAGAGUGACGCCGACCUGGAGGCCCUGCGCAAGAAGCUCUCCAACGCGCCCAGGCCGCUGAAGAAGCGCAGCUCCAUCACGGAGCCCGAGGGGCCCAACGGGCCCAACAUCCAGAAGCUGCUGUACCAGAGGACCACGCUGGCCGCCAUGGAGACCAUCUCGGUGCCCACGCACCCCUGCAAGGCACCCGCCCCCGUGACUGAUGGUUCAGAAAGCCCGGGAGAAAUCCCCAACCCCUACUUACAUGUGGAGCCUGAGAAGGAGGCUGCCCCUGCCCCCGAGCCGCUGUCCCCAGAGGACGUGGGGCCCAGCAGGGCAGGGGACGGCGAAGGGCCUGCUCCUCCCUCGGGCCUCGACUGUGUGUCUGAAGGGGCUGCGGAUGGCGGCCCGGGUCCCCAGGGUGCUGCAGAGGAGCCACGUGCAGAGCCCCCCCACCUGCUGGAGGUGUACCUGGAGGAGUACCCUCCGUACCCGCCACCACCCUACCCGUCUGGGGAGCCUGAGGUGCCUGGAGAAGACCCUGCCAGCAUGCGCCCCCCAGAGGUCACCGGGCAGGGUGCUCUGCCUCCCGGCAAAAGGACAAACUUGCGUAAAACAGGCUCAGAGCGGAUUGCGCACGGAAUGAGGGUCAAAUUCAACCCUCUCGCCUUGCUCCUGGAUUCCUCUUUGGAGGGAGAAUUCGACCUUGUGCAGAGAAUCAUUUAUGAGGUGGAGGACCCCAGCCUGCCAAAUGAUGAGGGCAUCACCGCACUGCACAACGCUGUGUGUGCCGGCCACACGGAGAUCGUGAAGUUCCUGGUUCAGUUUGGGGUGAAUGUGAACGCUGCCGACAGCGACGGGUGGACCCCUCUGCACUGCGCGGCCUCAUGCAACAACGUGCAGGUGUGUAAGUUCCUGGUGGAGUCGGGCGCGGCCGUGUUCGCCAUGACCUACAGCGACAUGCAGACCGCGGCUGACAAGUGCGAGGAGAUGGAGGAGGGCUACACGCAGUGCUCGCAGUUCCUCUACGGGGUUCAGGAGAAGAUGGGCAUCAUGAACAAAGGCGUCAUCUACGCGCUGUGGGACUAUGAGCCUCAGAACGCAGACGAGCUGUCCAUGAAGGAAGGAGACUGCAUGACCAUCAUCCGCCGAGAGGAUGAGGACGAGAUCGAGUGGUGGUGGGCGCGGCUGAGCGACCAGGAGGGCUACGUCCCACGCAACCUGCUGGGCGUUCUUUGUGCACAGGGGUGUGUGGAGUGUGAGACAGAGAUGAGGAGGAUAGAGGAGAGAGGCCAUGUAGUCCGCAGGGAGAAGCCCCUGCACAGCCUGCUUCUGCUGUACCCAAGAAUCAAACCAAGACAAAGGAGCUUGGCCUGAAACUUCGCAGACUUUCACCUCACGAAGACUCACUCUGUGCUGUCACUAAGAAGAAGUAAUACACUUGUUCCAGGCAAAAGUCUAGCAAGACGUACUUGAAUGACAGCAUAGCUCGGAAGGAGUGAAGAGUCGGCUCUGGGAGAGAAUGAAGGACCGAGGAGGCCCCUGGGAGGUCGCACGCGCUGCUCCGGCUCGUGAUGACGCAGGCCGCACCUCGUGGACAAGGCCGACGCGUGGGGAAGCCCCGUUUCCUGCAAGACACUGGCCGGUGUGCGGCUCCCGGCCCCACGGCGGGCGUCCCCAGCACUGCCCUGUGCCUGUCUCUGGUCAGAAAGGACCAGUGUCCCUGGGGCGCCUCCCUGGGCCCCCCGCACAGCAGCUUGGGCUCCAAGGCCGCACACACGCAUGCGGGUUGGCGUCCGUGAGCAAUAACAUCGUAGGAGUUUCUUGUAGCAUCUUAAGAAUUAUGCGUACAUUUGAAAUACUGAAACUAAGGCACACUACCUAAGCUAAACUAGAUUUAGAAUCUUGUUUUUAGGCUGAAUUUGAAUCUAUAUUUAUUAUCUUUUGUAUCUUGGAAAUUAGAAACUUGUUUCAGAUUUACCUUUGAUACUUGUCAAGAUCAUAGCUGACUUUCGUUGUAAUAAAAUAAAGCUUUUUGAUUCUGA
Molecule: messenger RNA, 4663 nt
Organism: Chinchilla lanigera (long-tailed chinchilla)
Lineage: Eukaryota; Metazoa; Chordata; Mammalia; Rodentia; Chinchillidae
Gene: Tp53bp2
Product: tumor protein p53 binding protein 2
Exons: 19
Coding region: 525-3995 (1156 amino acids)
Biological process (GO): regulation of apoptotic process; signal transduction
Cellular component (GO): nucleus
Molecular function (GO): p53 binding
Source: RefSeq, a predicted model, not a curated record